AUGAGGUCCUGGAAAAUCUUUGGGAACAAAGGCUCAUCCCAGGAUGAAGACGGAGAUUCCAACAACGCCGCUAGGUCCGGGCAAGGGUCCCAAGGAGGUCGAGGUGGAGAAUCCGCCGGCUUUAUGGGAUUCAUGGCAGGUCGAUAUGACUCGAGAAUGGAACGGAAUGUUAGUAUGGCAGCGAGAAACUUGGGUGAUGGCGUCCAAAAGAUCGUCAUGGCUGCGAAAGGAAAGCAGGGCACCAGCGGAGAAUGGAAGGCAGAAUUGCUCAAACUCUUGGGAGCUGACAAUGACAAAUCAGAAAUUGACGUCUUAUUGGAAAACUCAGCCUGUGAAAAGUUUGUCUUGCGCUGCAUUGAAAAUGAGCUACCUCCCAACCUGAUCCACUGCCUCCGUCUCUUGCGGGUGAUGGAGUUGCAGCAUGCCAAUGAGGCACACGAACGGGGCGAGAGCAACCCAAAUCCUAUUGGUGAGAGCGCCACAAUCAAAGUGUCCAAGUUGCUCUGCAAAUUGUGCAAAGAUCCAAGCGUUGGAGAGCAAUUACGACCCCAUCUGUUUGGCCUCCUCGCAUUGAGUGGAGCAUCCUAUCCUCAGUCGGGAAUUCAUGUGGCAAAGGCGUCAUCCGAGGUCAUCAUUGCCUUUUCGGAGUUCUGCUUGUCCAAGUCUUUGGUUCAGUUCCUGCACGAACGGAACAUGAUCAUGCACAUGACAGACGACAUCAAAGAGCUUACCGGGAUGACCAACUCCAACGGACAACAAGCGCCACUGUCGCUCUACGGAAAGGAAGCAGAAGAAGCAGGGUUGUGGGCCAUCUCGCUCAAAACUGUGGUCCAUAUGGUAGUUAAUUCAUGCAACCAUGAGUGUCUCGAUAUGCUGCAAGACUUCAAGAGCGCAGGAGGAUACGACGUUAUGCGCUAUGCCGUGUUGAAUGGCACAUCCAAACACGGUAAAGAAUUGAUUGCCUUAAUUCCGCUCUUGACUUGCUGCUCGACGGACCUUCAGGAUGAAACCACUGGCAGUGGGUCUAAACUUGCCACAAAUCAACAAGCGUUCGAGGUUGUCGAAGACCUCAUGCUCAAGUACAAUCCGUUGGUCAGAGCCUACAAAGACGAACACAAUGGUCAGAAACCAGAUUUUUCCAGAGAAGGCGCCAUGCAAUAUCUGGUAAACUUCUCACUAAAGACAGCUGCAAAAGUUCGUUUCACGAAUGGAUCGACAUCAGAAGAGUCAAGAGCACAGUACGACAUUGAAUCCGAGUUGCUCGAUUGCACGCUCCAGUUGUACUCUAGUCACCCCAACAACUACGACAUUCUCGAGAGGAAAUACAACGUGCUCUCUCUCUUUUUGAUCGCGUAUCCAACAUUCGAUGACGAGGGAUUCAAAGUGUUCGUUUUGAAGACCUUGGAGUUUGUGCUCACGGGCGUGGCCAACACGGAUGCUGUAAGACCGCUCCAUGCAACGGUGGAGGUAUUCUUCUCACUCUGCAAAGCACUAAUGACAAGUGGGGAGGGCAUCAACGGAGAGGGAGGACUCGAUAAGAAGCAGCUCGAUGCCUUCUUCGAGGACGCGGAAAUGGUGGGCGGAACAAUGGAGAAGCUUUUGCAGUUCGAUCACAGGGUGGCACCAAUGUUUGUCGAACUCGGAAUCCAUACUACCAACGUUGACGAGAUUCUCGACUUGAUUAUUGACACUAGUAAGAAAAGCGACUUUGGAACUACGUUUGAACGGGAUGGAGUCGAUUUCCAAGUCCCACCCACUUCGACACCCAUCGACCGCACUGUUUCCGCUGUUUGCCGCAUAUUGAAAUUGCUCAUCUCACAGCUGCCAGUGAGGUUCGGAGAUCCCGACGACGACGGCAGAGAAAAAAACGAAACCACAAAGCUUCACUCGCUUAUGCGCCGAGUCAUUCUGUCUCUCGGGGAGGAAUCGGCAAAGGCAGCGGCAGGAGUAUUUGAGGCGCACCUUUCGCAAUUCUCGGACCCACAGGUGCUGGAGAAUGACAUGGAUUUUGUUCUUGAUAUCCUUGACUACUUCUCCAAACUUACCGGAUCCUGCGCCAUUGAGGGGCUCGAGCUGGCGACCGAUCCUACCCCAGCUGACCUUUCGAUCACCAUCUACCGGGAGUGCGUCGUGUUGUCUAUGCUUCGAUCGGUGCUGGAUUCUAGAAGCUGGGCACGCGACACAUUCCGCGACUGCGGAGGCUUCACAAGCUUGACAAGGAUUGUGCUAAGCCUCAAGGGUGUGGCAAACAGUAGCGAUGGUGGUUCAGAAGAAGGUUUUGCUUCGUUGGUAAAGCUACUUCAACAUAUCCUUGGUGUUGUGGAUGCGGCCAAUGGAAGCAAGGCUCGCACGACUCGCUCCUCGGAUGUAACAGCCAUACUUGUUGACCCAGUGUCAUCCCAGCGAGCACUGGCUACACCUGCAGCAGCAAAUCGGUUUUAUCUGAGACGGCGAGGUUUCUACCUUGACCUGGCAGCCUCUCUUGUUGUUACGGGGGCACUUGACACCGAAGAGAAGGCAGAGAGUCUCUUUGAUGUGGCAAUGGGACAUAUGGAUCCCCAGAUGAAAUUCUCGGACGCCGCCUUCCUGCGACUCUCCGACUGUACUUUAUGAGUAACAGUGCUUGAGCGAUAACCAAACACAAUGCAUUCCGGUGGCAACGUGCAAAGGAGACCCAAAGAGGCAAGUGAGUCUCUGUCUUCGACUCUUUGAGCGUCAACUCCCUUUCUGGCGAUCAGGCCAGCCACCUCCAAUCUGGACAAGUCUCGGCGUCGCAAAGCACUCGCAACACUUCCUCUUUCACCGUUCUCGGCAAGCAUGGAGAAAGUUGUAGUUCCCGUUGCAGCUAGAGACAGCCUCUGCGGUCGAUCGCCCCAGAAGAGACCGGGAAAGUCUGGGCCGAACGUGAAGAUUGCCGUUGC
Molecule: messenger RNA, 2921 nt
Organism: Seminavis robusta
Lineage: Eukaryota; Bacillariophyta; Bacillariophyceae; Naviculales; Naviculaceae
Source: the annotation of a GenBank genome assembly